Messenger RNA from Papaver somniferum (opium poppy), 1720 nucleotides. RefSeq lists its product as uncharacterized. Lineage: Eukaryota; Viridiplantae; Streptophyta; Magnoliopsida; Ranunculales; Papaveraceae. The record is from RefSeq and is a predicted model, not a curated record. The transcript is spliced from 2 exons. The coding region runs from base 296 to 1231 and encodes 311 amino acids.
UUCAGUCACUCAUUGGAAAUGUAAAUCAAUUGCAGCCUCAAUUUGUGCCUCUUCUUCAUCUUCUUCCACAGACAUAAAUUCCAGUCUUUCAAUCUUCAAUCCAAUCGGAAACCCCAUCUCUUUAUCUCUUUAUCUUCAUCAGAAGAUAAAAAAACAGAGUGUUGAUUUCAAAAAGUUUCAAUUUUCACUUGUUUUUCCACUACUUUUUCUUAGGGAUUUUUGAUUCUGAAGAACAGAAGAAGGUUGGGUUUGUGUUUGAUUGAAGAAAUUUUCAAUCCCUAGAAGAAGAAGAAAAAUGGCCGAAGUUCAGACUCUGAGCGCCAUUGAUGGAUACACGCAGCAGAUGGAUAAUUCCUCCUUUUUCAGAAACUCCAGGUUUAGUGAAGAUACAACAAAUUCUGGGUUUGGAGCGGCAUUUACUUUCUGUACAGGUGAUUUUGUCCUCUGGGUUCUUUUGAUUUUGUCAACCAUUGGGUCUUACCGUAACAAGGGUUUGAUCAGAAUUUUUGGUGGAUUCAGAGAUAAAUCAAUUGAUUUGAUACAUGGGUUUUGGUUAUGGUUUGGUGUUUUUGGUUUAUUCUGUUCAAAAAUCUCAUCUUGUUUGGUUGGGAUUAGUAAACUCUCUAAAAACCCUAGAAUCGAAAAAUCUGAAAAAACCAUUGACAAAACUGCUGAAAUCUGUGAAGAAAUCAAUGAGAAAUCUCCUGAAAUCAGUGAGCAAGGAAAGAAUGAUGAAGAUGGGGAUGAAGAGAUGAGUACAAUUGAGGAAUUGAAGAAAGCAAUUGAGAUUGAAAGAGAAGAGAAGAACAGAGCAGUUACAGAACUAGAGAAUGAGAGAAUGUCAUCAACAUGUGCGACAAAUGAAGCAAUGGAUAUGAUUCUGAGAUUACAAGGUGAAAAGAGUUCAAUACUAAUCGAAGCGAAUCAAUGUAAAAGAUUAGCUGAACAGAAACAGCAAUAUGAUCAAGAAAUCAUUCAAUCACUUCAAUGGGUUAUAUUCAAACAUGAAUCAGAAAGAAGUGUUUUAGAGAAUCAAUUGAAGUUGUGUAAGCUGAAAUUGAGAGAGUGUUUGAAAUUGGAUGAAUUGGAGCAAUUUGAAGAAGAGCUGUUGAAUUGCGCAAAUGUGGAGGAGGAUGGAGCUAGUACUGGAUCGCGUGACACGGAUUCUUCGUCUAUGAUGGAAAUGCAGGGGAGCCACAGGAGCAAAGCUCGGACGAAGCUCCAAUGGUGAAGUAAAACAGAGGGCUGCCUUGGAUGCUUACAACUGGGCAGUGGAAUUAGGAUGCAGAAUGGAUUUUGAAUCAAAUUUUUGCCAAAAUUUAUCAGAAAUAUGCAUGUUGAGAAGAUAUGAUCUCUUUUCACUAUGGAUCACGAUGAAAAGGAAGUUUUUGAUAUUGAAACUUGGAGCGGUACAAAUGAUAGAGAUAAUCACCUAGCAGUGAAUUUAGCUAUAUAUAGCUUUGGCUGUGAUUUUGAUGGGUCUUGGAACCAAAACACUAUUAACAACAUUAUUCCGAUUAUCUCCGGCAAUUUACUUCCCUGUACUGUUAGAAUACACACUAAUAAUCAUGUAAUAGCUGUUUUAGACUUGAAUGGUUUGGAUGCAAACCUGGUGGGAACUGGCAGUCUGCGCAGCAGCACCAAAUCUCAACAAUUGUUAACAGUUUGAGGACCGCUUUCUCUUUCUCUAUUAUCUAUAAAAAAAAAAGAAUUAAUAUGC